UGCAAUCGAUCCCGCGUGCACAGGGUUCCAGGUACUUGGAAAGGAACCAGGAACCCAGUCCUGUGUCGUGCCGUGACUCUGCCGCAGUGUAGCCGUGGGCACCUGACCUCGUCCCUCCUCCUCCUUCGGGCACGCGUCCUGUCUCUUUCAAGCCGUUCGCGGCCUCGGCUCUUAACCCUCCACAUCCCUCCACCCGUCAGCCCCUCACGCUUAAGGGUUGCUUCCCUGCCCCACGCUGCCAACCAUGCCUGGGGUCGACGCUAGGGACAACCAAGAGUCCGACACCAUGCCCGACUUUGGAGAGCACGUCGACGACGCCAUCUUCUCCCAGAUCCUGGAGAUGGACGAGAAUGAAACGGACCGCGAAUUCAGCGCCCCGUUGGUUUUCGGCUUCUUUGAGCAGGCAAAGGAGACCUUCGAGGACAUGCAGCGCGCCGCGGAGGAACACAACCUUGACAAACUCUCGUCACUGGGUCACUUUCUAAAGGGUUCAUCGGCGACGCUCGGCUUCAACAAGAUCAGAGACAGCUGUCAAGUGAUCCAACAGUACGGGCACAAGCUGAACGUGGAUGGGACUAGCGAGCCGGACGAGGCAGUAUGCCUCAAGAAGAUCGAGGAGGCUCUCAAGACGGUCCGGGUCGACACGGCGGAUUUGGAGAAGAUCAUGAGAAAGUUCUUCCAUCAACCAGAGUGAGGGACCAUGUUUGCGCGCUGUCGCAAUAUCGACCGCUCUGCCAAUCCCUCUCCGCCAUCCGAUCGGCGGUGGCGGCAGCAAGCGGCCGCGGCUGCCUCGGCGGAACGGGCAGGAUGCGGGGGGCAGCAGCACAGCUGUCGCGUAAUGGACAGGAUGGUAAUGAACAAGGCCACCGCGGGCCGAUUCCAACAUCGCAUGAAGACAGCGGCAGACGGGCCUGAAAGGCACCGUUGGUGUCAUAGGUGCAACGGUCGUGGCAUUUUUACAACAAUGUCACCGUCAGAAUCGCGACGUACAAAAAGCAGGCAGCCUGAAUAAUGCAUCAGGUAGCCUUGUCCACAUACGAAGCCUAAGCCCAAGGCUGUGAGAACUUGAGAGACAACUCCAAGGGGGGCCGCAAAAUUCCUAGCUUCGUGCUUGUUGGCCGCAUACCCUCGCUCAUCAUCUGAUUGAUGUCUACGACUCCUAGACCGUCUCGAUUGCCCGAAAUGCCAUUCUUUGUCAGUUCGGAUACUUGGUGUGAAUCGGGGCUAUCUCGCUGCAGUUGACGUCGUUAGGAGGCCAACCAGAGCACAGACCAUGCAUGUUUUCACUCCAAUUCACCGAGAAGCACCUAACUAGGUCC
Thermothielavioides terrestris NRRL 8126 is the source of this 1319-nucleotide messenger RNA. RefSeq lists its product as uncharacterized. Gene Ontology annotation, biological process: phosphorylation; phosphorelay signal transduction system. Gene Ontology annotation, cellular component: nucleus; cytoplasm. Gene Ontology annotation, molecular function: protein histidine kinase binding; histidine phosphotransfer kinase activity. Lineage: Eukaryota; Fungi; Ascomycota; Sordariomycetes; Sordariales; Chaetomiaceae. Bases 245 to 694 code for a protein of 149 amino acids. The record is from RefSeq and is a predicted model, not a curated record. The transcript has 3 exons.